AUGAGGGUGGCAUCAAGAUUGUCCGAGAGAUCCUCAGAAUGUCCUCACAUCUAGCGACUUAAAGCUAGCACUGCUCUGACAAAUGCCUUCCAUUGCAGAUCACUGUCUUUGAAGCCACUCUCAAAGUGAACAAGCGCAACAUUGUUGAGUACCUGUCAACGCUCAACAUUGCAGAGAUGAAGCGGCAUUUUGCUUGCCUGUCUCUGGAGAUGAUGGUGAGCAAGCAAGCAAGCAGGUGACGGCGGUGUUGUACCAAACGCUGACACGUCAGAAACAGUCCUUGAAUGCCCACGUUGCAGCAAUUGGCAUUGCCUAG
Ceraceosorus bombacis is the source of this 316-nucleotide messenger RNA. Lineage: Eukaryota; Fungi; Basidiomycota; Exobasidiomycetes; Ceraceosorales; Ceraceosoraceae. The record is from the annotation of a GenBank genome assembly.